Molecule: messenger RNA, 4125 nt
Organism: Lithohypha guttulata
Lineage: Eukaryota; Fungi; Ascomycota; Eurotiomycetes; Chaetothyriales; Trichomeriaceae
Exons: 2
Coding region: 1-4125 (1374 amino acids)
Biological process (GO): deadenylation-independent decapping of nuclear-transcribed mRNA
Cellular component (GO): P-body
Molecular function (GO): protein binding
Source: RefSeq, a predicted model, not a curated record
AUGUCUGCUCCCGACCCAAGUCUACAAGCGCUCUUAGCCAACUUGCGUCCACGAUCGCAGGCUUCCACCUCCAACCAUCCAGACGCGCAUAAUAGUCCUCGCGAUGUAUCCAUGUCCUUAACUUCUACUUCAGCAGGACCUACCAGCCCACCUCCUCCUUUCUCUCCCACUCUGUUGUCAAGCCAUCCUGGCUCUAAUGCUGCGACGGCGCAAAACCUGCUGAACCUACUCAACUUCGGCAACGCCGCAGCUCAAGUUGCACCUGCCACAAGAUCUGCUAGCGAAUCAAUCUCCCAAGGCUCCGCCAACCGACCUGGUCAAGAGAAUACAUUCACUGCUGCUGACCUACUACGACGUGCUGCAGCAACGAGCUCUGUCAGUAGAAGCACUUCAGUUGCAAAUCCACAAUCUCCAGGCCUUACUCCUCAGCAACCAUCACGAGAAGUACCUGACGAUGCAACUUCGGCACCUGCUGCUUCAACUUCCCUGGCACCUGCCUUUACCACAACUCAUUCAGAUGCUCCUCAGCCGCAACCUGCGCCUUCUAGCCAGGCAACUCAAAAGCCACUCUUUACCUACAAAAAUCCGUUCGACGCUCUUCGAGCUUCCCGACCACAUACACCACAGAAGCACCACCAACCGACUGUAGAGACCCCUCAACAGGAGACGCCGCAAAAGGAGCUUCCUCAAGAAGAGAUACCACUACAAUCAAUAGAAGAUCAGCCUACAGAAGAGAUCCGAGAUGAUGUCAUGCCAGACCGAGUGAAGCUGACACCCAAAUCACGCGCUCCACAAUUAGCCACUCCUGCACCGUCGAAUGGGCUGGAGAAAGGUGAUCAACUACCAGAAGAGAACCCAGCCACAAAACCGCAGGCCGAGUCGAAACCUACCCUUGACGUUGCUACCACUGAAGUGCCUGAACAAGCUGUUGUCGCAACCUCAGAAGAUCCGAUGGAUGAUACCGGAGGAAGCAUGCCGCCCACGAACGGAAUGCAACAGAGGGUAGUCCCUGUCUUGACUUUUCCGGUCAAAGCAUUUGUCUCGAUCACUUUAAAUCUCCCAUCCCCUGCAUCUGCCUAUGUUCGCGAGGAUGGCAUAAUGGAAAUUUCACGUCUGAAGAAAGAAUUUGAUCAGGUCGAUCGUUCGUUAGCCGCUGCUUCCUCCAAAUACAUCACUUACGCAUUAGUCAAGAACGGCGGUAUGAGAAUAAUUCGUCAAGAUGAUGGGAAGGAUCGGCAGAUCUUUAAACACACUCACGAUCGCAUCUUCAACGUUGCUAUUUGUACCAGCACUACGAUAGCUCCUUCUACCGAUCACCAAAGUGUCCUGGGUACUGGCGUAAGUGGUUCCGUGUAUUAUGCCACUCUCUGCAGACAGGGUUACGACAUGUUCGACGCGGAUGAGCUAGAGAGAGAAAGUCUAACAUUCCCGGCAUAUCCUCAAACUGAUGAGAAUCCACAAGGCGGUGUCUUGAAGACUCGCACCAAGCGAAGCUCUCGUCAUCCUGAAUUCUUCGCUAUCGGACGAGGCAAGACUAUCAGUAUCGUGUGGCCAGCAACCGUCAUGAACUCCAAUUAUACUGUUGCAGAGGACAACAGAAGAGUCGACGUGGAAAAGUUCUUCGCAGAAAGACCUCUGCAAAUCCUGACCGGUAAAGCUGGCAAGGAUUUCACCUUCAGCGAAGAUGAUACAACCAUCGUCUCUCUCGACAAGGUUGGUCGACUUCGAUUUUGGGACAUUCAAAGAUUGGUCGAUGAAGAUAAUGCCAGAUCUGUCCACAUUACUCCAUACAUAAUCACCCAGCCUACAUUGUCAUUGGCAAUCUCAUCUCCUGCUGAGAAGCCGUGGCCAACAUCAGUCCUGUUUGUCGAUAAGAAUCGACCUUAUACCAAGGGUGGUGCUCUGCGCUACGUUCUAGUUGGGUUGCGGCAGAACCAUACCCUGCAGCUGUGGGACAUUGCCCUUGGCAAAGCCGUGCAAGAGCUAAACCUGCCUCGAGAAAACGACACAGACGCUAUCUGCAGUGUUUCGUACCACCCACCAACAGGCAUGAUUACGGUUGGCCACCCCACCAGAAAUUCUAUCUUCUUCAUACAUCUCUCCGCACCUAGAUAUACGCUCAGCUCGAACCUAUCUCAAGCCACAUUCAUUUCACGUGUCGCGGCUAAAGACCCUGAUAUUCCCAAGCCAGAGUCAACUGCUUGCAUGAGCGGUAUCCGGGAGAUUUCAUUCGCGGGACGUGGUCAACUACGCAGCGUGGAACUUCUGCCAGUCCACAAGCAAGUCGAGAAUGUGCAAAGUGAACCGAAUGACGCAUUAUUUGAGCUCUAUGUUGCUCAUUCUACAGGCGUGACGUGCCUGGUCAUCAACAAGGAGGAUCUUGGCCUAGACACUGACAAUAAGCCAGUUCGGGCAACGAAAGCCCAGGAAGCAGGGCUACUCACCUUGAAAGACUUGAAGCUUGGUAGUGUUAUUGAGGACGAUGUUGGCGUUAAGAGCCCAGCACCAGAACCUGCACAACCUGUCAAAGUCGAACCCAAGAAAAAGCCCAAGGCAAAGAAGAAUAAAGAUCUACUGGACGAACCCACGAACGGUCUGGGACAACCUUCUGCGCAAGCUUCUGAGGUCAUCGAGCCAGUAGCACAAGAGCCAAUUUCGACAGAAACUACUGCUGUGGAACAGCCUUCAACUAAGAAAGACAAGAAGGACAAGAAGCAGAAACAAGACAAGCACGCAGACACAUCACGAAAGCCUGAGACUUCAAGCUCUGCGAUCGAGGAACCUGCACUACCACGCCAAGGAGAAUCUACCUUGCCGCAGUCAGAAUCACUCUCCAUGAGUAUUUCGGGCGAUUGGCUGGAUAAGGAGAUGAAAAAGCUCGAAAAUGGUGUCAGCACUGAGUUCAAGAAGGAACUGGAUCUACUUUACCAAAAUAUCAAGACAGACCGUGCUUCCCAGGACCAAGCUUCUGCUUCUCGGCAAGAGGCUGUGCUGCGCGUAGUGUCGAAUACUCUGAACACGAAUGUGGAAAAGACUUUGACUCAUAUUCUUCGCACCCAGAUGGAGCAGGUCGUUGUGCCGUCUGUUGUCCAAACUUUGUCCACCAGUAUCGGCCAACAAAUUACCCAAACAGUCGCUCAACACGUUAAGAAAGAGCUCGGCUCCGAAUUGCCGGUUCAGAUUGAUCGAACCUUACAGUCUCAGCAAAUGUUGACACGAAUAGCUGAUAGCAUUUCUACGAGGAUCAAUGGCCAACUCGAACGAGAGAUCAAUCAGGCUAUCAGUGGCACUGUUUCAUCAAGCAUGAAGGCUAUAGCAACCAGUACAGCAGCCGAAGCUGUUUCAGUUGCAGAGACACGUAUGGCAGAUCAGGUUGCACACAUGUCCAGACAACAUGCCGCGUUCAGCGAGAAGAUUGAGCAGCUGAAUGGUGCUCUUCAAACUGUCACAACUACUUUGCAGAGCAUGAUGCAGGCUCAGACCACUUUCCAGUCACAAGUACUUGACGAUCUUCGACAGGCACGAGCCCAAGAGCAGCUUCGUCCUGCUUCGCCAAUGAAUGCAUCUACUGUACUCUCCCCAUCUUCGAGCGUAAAGGCGUUGCCAGCACGCACGAAGAACAAGGCUGAUCUGGAGAUUGAAGAGAUAGCCUCUCUGUUGGAGCAGCGUAAGUAUGAAGAGGGCUCGAUCAAGUGGCUUCAAUCAGCUCAACCAGCCAAAGUCUUUGACGACUUGUUUGUACGAUACACGCCUGAUUAUCUUACCACAGAUGUCACUCCCCUAGUCGCGUUCUCUAUCGGCGUUACCGUUGCGAACAACUUGGCGACCAACACUCAACGACGUCUGGAAUGGAUCGAGGCUGCUUUCCAUGCUGUCGACUUCAGAGAUAGAGAAAUACUCGAGCUUAGAGCUCAUGCACCAUCACUGAUUACUACUGUUGUUCAGAAGCUAGAGAACACAUAUGUUCAGCGUGCACAGGUUGACCCCCACGACGAAGUGAUCAGGAUUAUUCCACCGCUCCUCAAGACGGCCAGAACUCUCCUCGCAGCCUUUGAGGCUAUUGAAAGUGGAAGUAUGCCGGAACUGACCUAUGUGACUGGAGACGCAAGAGCUGUGGUUAUGUGA